Alternaria atra is the source of this 891-nucleotide messenger RNA. RefSeq lists its product as uncharacterized. The record is from RefSeq and is a predicted model, not a curated record. Lineage: Eukaryota; Fungi; Ascomycota; Dothideomycetes; Pleosporales; Pleosporaceae. Bases 1 to 891 code for a protein of 296 amino acids. The transcript has a single exon.
AUGGUCAAAUUUUACCCGUCUCUCAACGAGAAACAUAUUGAGUUCAUCUCUAGCCAAUCUAUAUUCUUUGUGGCUAGCGCUCCAUGGUCUGGAGACCACAUCAACAUCUCGCCAAAAGGCCACCCAUCAAGAACCUUUUCCAUUCUCGGCCCGAACACAGUGGCCUAUCUGGAUGCAACUGGUAACGGCUGUGAAACCAUCUCUCACGUCUACGAAAAUGGCCGAGUUACCGUAAUGUUCUCUUCUUUUGGACCCUCGCCACAGAUUAUGCGGCUGUUCUGCAAAGGAAGAGUAGUCGAAAAGUGGGAUCCGUACUACGGCCAGUUGCGAGCGAAGAUGGCGUCAGAGAACGGUGAUGAAGUCGACAUUACCGGUGCGCGAGCCAUCAUCGUAUUGAAAAUCCACAAAGUCCAGACCAGUUGCGGGUUCGGAGUCCCUCAAAUCGGCAGCGGAAAGGCCGCAAGCACGGGAGAAGCAGCGGGCGAUGCAAUCACCUACGUGGACCACGACCAUGACAAGGAAGAAGAGGGCGGUUUCAAGCAGCGGGAUACCAUGGAUAACUGGGCGCGCAAGACGCUAGAGAAGCAAGAACUCGCCGAUUACCAGAAACAGCACAAUUAUCGAUCGCUCGAUGGUCUGCCGGGCAUGAUGAGCGCCCGACGAUCUCAUGAUGAGAACAUUGCUUUGGAGGAUACGAAAGCGUGGUUCAGAAAGGUCAGUAGGCAGCAAGAUGCUGUGGCUCUGGGUGUAGGCUUGGGCGUUGUACUAAUGCUGCUGUUGAGUCUUGUGGGCGUACUCAGCAUCAAGCCGAUAUUCUUGCAACACAUACUCAAUGCGCAACGAAGGCAGUUGGGCUUACCGGAGGAUUACUCGUGGAAGAGCGAGCUUUGA